Ostreobium quekettii is the source of this 327-nucleotide messenger RNA. The record is from the annotation of a GenBank genome assembly. Lineage: Eukaryota; Viridiplantae; Chlorophyta; Ulvophyceae; Bryopsidales; Ostreobiaceae.
AUGUCUCGUGCUUCAUAUAGGUGGCUCAUGGGGCUGUUGUCACAGCACUGCUGUGGAUAUUCUCCUGGGCAGUGCACCCUCCAACGAGCUGUGAGCUGCUGCUGUCAGCCCCAGCGUGCCGCUGCUGGCUGUCCCCUGAGCUAUGCCUGUGUGCUCAGGUCGUUGCGGCGUGUUUCGUCCCUCCGCCCCAACAUCCGCUUGUUCCCUGUGAUUCUGCUGCUCACCGGGUGUGGUUCGCACGUAUUCGUUAUGAGUGCUGAUUUCUUGUUAGCUUUGCAGUUCCGUAGGCAGAGUGAGGCGGAACGAACGACCUGCGAAGGGCCUUAG